AAUACCUCACCUCCGUCCUGAAAAUUAAAAGGGGAAAAAUUUAACAAUAAGGAAUGGCCUCACAUCUCCGCCCUGCUCUUUCUAUAGCUCGCUAUAUGGUAAAUCGGGUUACUUUUCAAUCAUUACACCGGUCCCGGUCGCGGGUAUAUCUGCAGUCCAGAAUUUUGGCACCUAUAAGCUUCAAAAGGAAUGCUACAUCGACUACGCCACACUCUACUGCCUCCGACCCCGCGGAGGUGGAAGCGUUACGAUGUUUAGAGGAGGGAACUCAGAAACUCGAAGAGGGGGACGUCUUAGCCGCCAAAACUCUGUACAAACGGAGCGCAGAAAUCAAACGCAAUGCUAGUUCUCUUUUCAAUCUUGGUGUCACACAUUAUCACCUCAAGGAAGUUGACGAAGCAAUCGCCGCUUGGAAAGAAUCAAUAGCAUUGCAGCCGCAAAGUCCUGACGCCCAUACCAAUUUGGCCAGCGCGUACAUCAUUUCUCCUUUACCGCGUCCAGACCUUGCUUUGCAUCAUUUACAGCAUGUCGAUCGCAUAAUCUGACUGUCCUACUGCUAACAAGUAUCAUUCCAGCAUCGCUUCUUCUCUAUCACCGGAGGACCCCGAAAUUGCGUUCAAUCUUGCCGCAGUUUUGGAAGCCACCGGCCGCCUAGAGGAGGCUUUAGAACAAUACAAGCGCUCUAAAGAGUUCGGCGUUGAGCGUGCGGCUAUGCACAUCCGGAAUAUAAGCGCAAAAAUACUUGGCAAAAAGAUGAAGGAGGUGCAAACCGAAUCGAAUAAAUCAGACAGUUGAGCUUGGAUGGUCAUUCUUGUCAAAUUCGCAAGGUGAGAAUGAACUUGGUAUUACUCCCGAUAAUACAGACUGCGGACAUAUAAGAUCGGUACAUGUAUGUGGCUCCCGUAAUAUAAGUCUGGCGACUUUCCGCCCGCAGUUC
Marasmius oreades (fairy-ring Marasmius) is the source of this 937-nucleotide messenger RNA. RefSeq lists its product as uncharacterized. Bases 54 to 545 code for a protein of 163 amino acids. The transcript is spliced from 6 exons. The record is from RefSeq and is a predicted model, not a curated record. NCBI's taxonomy places the organism in Eukaryota, Fungi, Basidiomycota, Agaricomycetes, Agaricales, Marasmiaceae. Gene Ontology annotation, molecular function: protein binding.